Messenger RNA from Arabis nemorensis, 1401 nucleotides. The record is from the annotation of a GenBank genome assembly. NCBI's taxonomy places the organism in Eukaryota, Viridiplantae, Streptophyta, Magnoliopsida, Brassicales, Brassicaceae.
AUGGCAGGAGUAUUGCAGCAUAUGAUGAAACCAUUCUUAGGUCUUGUACCAGAGGUCAAAACUUGUCAUAAGAAGGUUCCAUUGAGGGAGAAAGUGAUCUACACAAUGAUCACUCUCUUCGUUUUCCUCGUUUGUAGUCAACUUCCUCUCUACGGUAUCCACUCAACGACCGGUGCAGAUCCGUUCUACUGGAUGCGUGCCAUUCUCGCAUCGAGCCGUGGUACCGUCAUGGAGCUCGGUAUCGGUCCAAUCGUCAUAUCAGGACUCGUGAUGCAACUCUUGACCGGCUCAAAGAUUAUUCAAGUCAACAAGGAGGAUCAAACUCUCUUGAACGCUACUCAAAAGCUUCUAGGGAUUCUAAUCGCCAUAGGUCAAGCUACGUUAUAUGUUCUCUCUGGAAUGUACGGUCCUUUUUGGCAGCUCGGUUCCGGAAACGCAAUCCUCAUCGUUCUCCAGCUUGUCUUUGGAGGAAUCAUAGUUCUUUGUCUUGAUGAGCUUCUCCAAAAAGGAUACGGUCUUGGCUCAGGGAUCUCUCUGUUUAUAGCGACUAAUCUUUGCGAAAGCGUCAUCUGGAAAGCGUUUAGCCCGGUGACGAUCCACGGACGUUUUGGAACCGAGUUCGAAGGCGCCGUUGUCUCGCUAUUCCAUAAACUGAUUACUAAGUCUAGUAUCCGACAAGCUUUCUUUAGACAAAACCUUCCAAACGUUACAAACUUGCUCGCCACGGUCUUGAUCUUCCUCAUUGUCAACUACUUCCAAGGCUUCCGCGUUGAUUUGCCCGUUAAGUCGAAGAAUUCCCGUGGUGCUCUCGUCUCGAAUCUCUACUUCAUCUCUCAGCCUCUCUACAAGAACUUUAGUGGCAACUUCUUGGUUAACUUGUUGGGACAAUGGAGAGACUCUGUACCAGUCGGUGGCCUCGCUUACUUAAUCAGAGCGCCAUCGAGUUUCGCGGAUAUCUCUGCUCAUCCUUGCCACGCACUCUUCUACAUCGUCUUCAUGCUCUCUGCUUGCGCGUUUUUCUCAAAGACGUGGAUUCAAAUCUCGGGGACUUCCGCUAAAGACGUAGCUAAGCAGCUCAAGGAACAACAAUUGGUAAUGCCGGGAUACAGAGAGUCUAAUUUGCACAAGGAGCUAGACCGCUAUAUCGGAACAUCAGCUGCUUUUGGAGGAAUGUGCAUUGGUGCACUCACUGUUCUUGCUGAUCUCAUGGGAGCUAUUGGAUCAGGGACCGGAAUCUUGCUUGCUGUCUCAACAAUCUAUCAGUGUUUCGAGGCGUUCGAUAAGGAAAGAAUGUGGUUUAAUGGUGCAACAUUCUUAAGUUGUAACCUUUUCUUAUCUUCAAUAUGGUUAAUCAAGAAUCCAUUAAACAACAAUUUGUAUUUUCGGAGCUUUGAUAGUUAA